Messenger RNA from Sorex araneus (European shrew), 985 nucleotides. Its product is annotated as zinc finger protein 26-like. The coding region runs from base 100 to 813 and encodes 237 amino acids. The transcript has 9 exons. The record is from RefSeq and is a predicted model, not a curated record. Gene Ontology annotation, biological process: regulation of DNA-templated transcription. Lineage: Eukaryota; Metazoa; Chordata; Mammalia; Eulipotyphla; Soricidae.
CGUCACGGAAUCCAGGCCUUGUUUCCUAGGAGUCUUCCGCAUUCCGGGCUGAAAUGCGUUUCUGCGGACCUUGCUGCUGAGGUCUUUGUCAAAGUUUCCAUGGGGAUCCUCAAGAAUAACAGCCUGAAGAAGAUGGUGUUGCUCCGUGUGUCACACUGUUAUAAGGACAUAGUGACCUUCUCUGAUGUGUCCAUGAACUUCACCCAAGAAGAGUGGACAUCCCUGGAUGCCUCUCAGAGAAAGCUCUACAAGGAUGUGAUGCUGGAGACCUACCAGCACGUGCUGGCCAUUGGGCAUUCCGAGGGGAAGCCUGCGGUGAUCUCCUGGCUGGAAAGAGUCGCCCUGACGCCAGGGACGAGAGAUGUUUAUGCAGAAAUGCACCCCCAGCUUCAGGAUGUGGCGCUGCCACAGUUUGAUUUGGGAAAGGGAUCAUCUAAUUCAAGUGAGCUGAGAAGCAGCCGUUCCCAGUGGAAUGCCUCUGAUCCUGUGCACUGUGACAAAUUUUCAAGUGAGCAAUCCUGUCUUCAUCCCCUUGGGGAUGCUGAGAUAGGCAGGAUAUCCUCUGAGGGUUAUCGGAAGGAAGAGAGCGACCUCACUCCAGAGAAGCCCUCCCCUGGGAGAACCUCCUUACAGUCUACUCUGCACAAACCUCAAACACAAACCCAACCAGUGGCUCUGCGCAUGGACAGUGGAAGAGGAGCACUUUUUAUAGACAUCCUGGGUGAUGCCUUCAGUGAUCUCCUGGCUGGGAGGAGGAGCUCAGGCGUGUGUUCAGGUGUUUGUCAAAGCUUCAGUGGGGAUCCUCAAGAAUAACAGCCUGAAGAAGAUGGUGUUGCUCCAUCUGACACACUGUCCACAGGACAUAGUGACCUUUUCCGAUGUGGCUGUGAGCUUCAGCCCAAAAGAGUGGACAUGCCUGGAUGCCUCUCAGAGAAAACUCUACAGGGACGUGAUGCUGGAGACCUAUCAGCACCUCCGGGCCGUU